Molecule: messenger RNA, 1719 nt
Organism: Hydra vulgaris (swiftwater hydra)
Lineage: Eukaryota; Metazoa; Cnidaria; Hydrozoa; Anthoathecata; Hydridae
Product: facilitated trehalose transporter Tret1
Biological process (GO): transmembrane transport
Cellular component (GO): membrane
Molecular function (GO): transmembrane transporter activity
Source: RefSeq, a predicted model, not a curated record
UUUACUGUGAAAACAAAUAUGAAUUUAAAUCUAUAAAUUACUUUUUCAGAAAUGUUGAGGAAACUUUAUAACUACAUCAAAAAAUUACUAAACCAAGUAAAUUUAAUUUGCAGGUUUGGUACAUUUUAGUAAAUUUUGGAAUACCAGAUUUAUUUAUCUUAUCAAACAAAAUGGCUCUUGACGUCGACGAAAAAACUUCAUUAAUUACAUCGUUUAGUUUAUUAGAAAAUAAGGAACAGUGCGUAAGAUUGAUUUUAGCAGUUGUUAUUGUUUCAGUUGCAUCUGUAUGUGUGGGUUUUAGCAUUGGGUUCACAUCAUCUAACAAUGACGAAGACUCAAAUUAUAAAGAAGAAAUGUGGUUUACGGCUCUGCUUGGAAUCGGCGCUGUAGUUGGAUUGAUCUUUGCAGGCUCUUUCAUAGAACAUUACGGAAGAAAAAAAGGGUUAGUUUUAGCGGCUAUACUUUACAUUGCAGGGUGGAUUUUAAUAUGUUACUUUCCUAAUGAAAUUGAGACUAUCUUUGUUGGAAGAAUUUUGACAGGAGUUGCCACCGGUUUCUGUUCAUUAACUGUUUCCAUAUAUAUUGCAGAAGUUUCACCGUUCCAAUUUCGUGGAAGAUUAGGGGUCAUAAACCAAGUUGGUUUUACAAUAGGGAUAUGUUAUGCUUCUUUAGUAGAUUUUUUAGAUAAUCAAAUGGUAUCAGCCAUCGCCGGAUUAGUUAUUUCUUUCUUCAUGGGAUUUUUAGUAUUAUUUAUUCCGGAGUCUCCUAGGUGGUUGCUAACUAAAAAAAAGAAAUCCGAAGCCUUGAAAUCAUUAUUAUGGUUUCGUGGCACGCUAUACAAUGUAGAAGAUGAAUGUUCUGAAAUUGAAAAUAAAUUGGAACUUCAAAAUGUCGCAGCUCAAAACGACUUUAUAAAACUUGACUUCUCUCGACCUUUCCUAUACAGCUCUUUACUGGAGGUUUUUCGCCAAAUGUGUGGAAUAUACCCUUUAUUAUUUUUUGGUCAUGGAUUAGUAAAAAUGGCAGGCCUCACCGACCCAUUUUUUGUUGUGCUUUAUUUAACACAUGUACUUUUUACAGUUACCAUGUAUUUUAUAGUUGAAAAAUAUAAAAGACGAAAACUUCUUAUGAUUGGGGCUUUUGGUAUGUGUAAUUGCAACAUCUUACUUGGAGUUUAUUUUCUUUUUUAUAUUGAACCUGAGAAUGAUCAAAAGGCGUUGAGGUAUGAUUUAUUUAUUAAAGAUGAUGAGAAGUUAGAACCUUUUAAAGUCAAAUACAAUCAGAACUACUCAUAUUUGGCCUUUGGAUGUUUUUUAUUUUUUAUUCUAUUCUACUCCAUUGGAUGGGGGACUCUACCGACCCUAAUUAUGUCUGAAAUUUUUCCUCCUCGACUUCGUGGUUUAUCAUGUAGUUUUGUAUUAGGUGUAAGUUGGUGUUUUUCUUUUUUUGUGACAAUAUCGUUUUUUAAAUUAGUAAUUUCUUUCGGAAUUCAAGUAGCUCUAUGGACCUUUUCUGUGUUUUGUUUAAUUAGUAUAUUCUUUGUUUACUACUUUGUGCCAGAAACAAAAGAUAAAACUCUUGAAGAAAUUGAACAUUAUUUCCUAAUGGUCAAACAAUGGUUGAAUCAUCUUUUUUGAAGUUGGAAUCCUUGAAUUUUGAAAUAAAAUUGUUUUAAACAUUUGAUUCAGCGCUUUAGUUUUUAAUUUACAUAGUAAAUGA